Molecule: messenger RNA, 237 nt
Organism: Linum trigynum
Lineage: Eukaryota; Viridiplantae; Streptophyta; Magnoliopsida; Malpighiales; Linaceae
Source: the annotation of a GenBank genome assembly
AUGAGCAUCAACGUGAAGGGAAUUGGAAAAGAAACCCCCAGCCACCCUCGAGCAGUAUCCAGAGCCACGGCAGCAGUCUGCGCUUGCUUCCUCCGCGGCAGUAGUCCGCACAACGGCAGCGCACACCACCGCUUCCCGGAGCCUCCCAUCAUCGUCUCUGCCCUUCUCUCGUACGGCCGACGUGAGGGAGAUAGAAGGCCACGAGAGAAUAGUCAUCACCAUCAUCGACUAGGGUAA